GUCCUCGCACGACCGUUGCGACGUGCGCGCGUCACGCACCGUCGUUCUCCACUUCUGUCCGCCGGCGCGCCUCGGUGUAUUCCCGUAUAUAUCGCCGCUGACUCUCCGUAGCCGCGAAUCUCGACGAACGUGCGAAAUGUCGCGGCCGCUCGACGCGCGUCCACUUCUCGCGUGACGUAUCUCACGAGGAAACGAAGAUGACGUCCCGAAACAGACCAAUUAAAAUUACGACCGUUGGCGACGGCAUGGUUGGGAAAACGUGCAUGCUCAUCACGUACACGAAGAAGGAAUUCCCAACGGAAUAUGUACCUACUGUUUUCGAUAACUACGUUGACAGCAUAUACGUGGGUGGACAGCAGUUCGAAAUGACAUUGUGGGACACGGCUGGUCAGGAAGACUACGAGAAGCUUAGGCCGCUAUCGUAUCCAAAUACUGAUUGCUUCCUGGUCUGUUUCUCCAUAAGCGCCCGUAGUUCCUUCGAAAACAUAGCGAGUAAAUGGCAUCCAGAGAUCAAAGCACAUUGUCCCAAUAUACCGAUUGUACUUGUGGGUACUAAGGCAGAUCAUAGAAAUCAAGAAGCUAUGGAUAUUAUCAGUUCGCGAGAUUGCAACAAAAUGAGAAGAAAGAUCAGGGCGAUCAAAUACGUCGAGUGUUCGGCGAUAAAACAGGAAGGUCUCGAAGAGGUUUUUGUGGAGGCUAUUAGAGCCGUGCUGAAAAAACCGCCAUCGAGAAAGCUCUGCUGCAUCCUUUGAAACUAAUGCAUCUAGUUUGCAGGACGCAUUUGGACGAUUAGAAUUAUUAAGACCUAUGUUAAACCAAAGAUUUUCUUAGCAUCUUACGUUCAUGUGCCUCUUACUUGUACAUUUUGCCCUUAACAAUAUCGCUAAAGUAUACUUCACUUUCCUCGUGUAUAGACUAGAAUUAUUGUGCGUCGUGUAAAUACAUAUGUGCAAAAUCUUUAUAUAUAUAUCUAAUAUAAAUCUUUAUAACUAUAUACAUAUAUCUAAAACAUGAAUUACUUACGUUUUGUACGCUUCGUCAUAAAUUUUUAGAUUGCGAUCGAGCGAUAACUUUAUUAUAAAUGUAUUACAAUACAAACAUAUAUAAAGACAUAAAA
Vollenhovia emeryi is the source of this 1117-nucleotide messenger RNA. RefSeq names its product ras-like GTP-binding protein RhoL. The record is from RefSeq and is a predicted model, not a curated record. The coding region runs from base 198 to 752 and encodes 184 amino acids. Gene Ontology annotation, biological process: small GTPase-mediated signal transduction. Gene Ontology annotation, molecular function: GTP binding; GTPase activity. The transcript has 5 exons. Lineage: Eukaryota; Metazoa; Arthropoda; Insecta; Hymenoptera; Formicidae.